Neltuma alba is the source of this 2369-nucleotide messenger RNA. Its product is annotated as gibberellin receptor GID1C. The transcript is spliced from 2 exons. Gene Ontology annotation, biological process: floral organ morphogenesis; raffinose family oligosaccharide biosynthetic process; positive regulation of gibberellic acid mediated signaling pathway. NCBI's taxonomy places the organism in Eukaryota, Viridiplantae, Streptophyta, Magnoliopsida, Fabales, Fabaceae. Gene Ontology annotation, cellular component: nucleus; cytoplasm. Gene Ontology annotation, molecular function: gibberellin binding; hydrolase activity. Bases 578 to 1576 code for a protein of 332 amino acids. The record is from RefSeq and is a predicted model, not a curated record.
UCUCCUUUCCAUUCUGUCCCUGUUCCUUUCGUCCGUUUGCGCUUUUUGCUCUUCCAACUCUAUCUCCAGUUGGUUAGGCGAUGCGGAUUCUCGUUGCUUUUCGUCUGUCUGAGGCCUUUUUUUCCGUUGACAGAAAGUUUAGCAGAGAGUCUGGCUUCCCCUGGGGUAGGGAGGGGGUGCCUCCUGAUAUAUUAUUUUGAUUGAUAACGGAAUAUCGGUAGCUUGUACACCGCCUGCGGUGGGAAUUUGGUAUUUUGGUACUUGAGCUUUUUCCUCUGUUGGGGUUCGAUUCUUAUUAUUUCAUAAGGGAGUUUUUUUGUGUUACAUACAAAUAUCACUCUUGCAUUUGUGCCUUGUUCUUGUGAUUCUGAUGGUUGAAUUGAUGAGAGGAUCCAUCGGCCCGUGUGUGCGUGUUCAAGGGGGUUCAGGAGGAGAAGUUGCGUGGUCUAAUUGCGUAAUAGUUCUAAACCUUAUGGAGGGUUUUGAUUGGAUUAAUUUGAAGAUCAAUAUGUUUAGCGUUUUUCUCCUUGGUCCAUUAUAGACGCUACGGUUUUACCCUUGAUCUAUUCAAUUAAAGAUGGUGGUGCCGCUAAAUAUGUGGGUUCUCAUCUCCAAUUUUAAGUUGGCCUACAAUCUCCUCCGUCGUCCUGAUGGCACUUUCAACCGGCACCUGGCGGAGUUUCUUGACCGGAAAGUUCCAGCCAAUGCCAACACUGUCGAUGGGGUUUUCUCCUUUGAUGUUAUUGUUGACCGUGAAACCAAUCUCCUCAGUCGAAUUUAUCGACCUGCUGAAGGAGAAGAGACUCGUGUGAAUAUUGUUGACCUUGAGAAGCCUGUGACAGCCGAGGUUCUACCUGUCAUCAUAUUCUUUCACGGUGGAAGCUUUGCCCAUUCCUCUGCCAAUAGCGCGAUAUAUGAUACUCUAUGUCGCCGACUGGUGGGCAUUUGCAAGGCUGUUGUUGUCUCAGUGAACUAUAGGCGUGCACCUGAAAACAGGUAUCCUUGUGCAUACGAUGAUGGGUGGGCAGCUCUCAAAUGGGUUAGUUCUAGAUCAUGGCUUCAGAGUAGGAAGGACCAGAAAGUUCACAUAUACCUCGUGGGGGAUAGCUCCGGCGGGAACAUCGUCCACCAUGUUGCCAUGAGAGCCGUGGAAUCUGGAAUGGAAGUAUUGGGAAACAUACUGCUCAACCCAUUGUUUGGUGGGAAAGAAAGAUCUGAGUCUGAAAAGCGUCUAGAUGGAAAAUAUUUUGUUACAAUCAAAGAUCGGGACUGGUAUUGGAGAGCUUUUCUGCCGGAAGGGGAAGAUAGAGACCAUCCGGCAUGUAACCCAUUUGGUCCUAAGGGCAAAAAUCUUGAAGGGAUUGCCUUUCCAAAGAGCCUUGUUGUGGUAGCUGGGUUGGAUCUUGUUCAGGACUGGCAGGUGGCUUACGCGAAAGGGCUUGAGAAAGCUGGGCAAGAUGUGAAGUUGCUAUUCCUGGAGCAGGCCACAAUUGGAUUUUACUUGUUGCCAAAUAAUGAGCAUUUCUCUACGGUCAUGGAUGAGAUAAGAAAUUUUGUGAGCUCAGACCGUUCGUAGGCUAGACUUUUGCCAAUACACAUAACAGACGGAGUUUAGCAGUAAGUGUAGGUACACUACUUACUUUUUUUGUGUAUCGUGGUUUCUAAGAACCCUGCUGCACCUAUGAUGUGGUACGUAAUUGUGGUUCUGGUAUUUAAUGUCUGGGAUUGGCUUAAGUGGCAGUGUAACCAGCAUAUAGCUGUAUGUUUUCCGGUGCACAUCGUCUGGAAUUGGGUGAUGAUGUAGAUAGGUGAAAGUUACGACCAAGUUUAUGGGAAGGAACCACUAGGAUUAUGAUUUAACCAAUCUGACUUCCAGCCAAAAAGGGGGAGGAAGACAGUUAUCUUGGGCGUGACCUCGAUGCCCAACCAGUGGGGCUUGUCGCCUGCCUAAUGUGUUAUAUAUAUACAUAUAUAUAUUUGCUAAUUUUGGAACACCAAUAGGGCAAGUUUUAAUGAUAUUAUGGUCCUGUAUGUUUACCCGUCUAUGCUAUCUUCAUAUAAGUGCUUGUUGAAUGCCUCUCCCGUAUAUAGCUAAUUCUACGUUCUCCUGAGUCAAUGGGUUGCCCUUGUUCGACGUUUAACAGUCCUUGCAAAUAUAAUUGGGAUAUACUACUCCUGUGCAAGUCCAAGUCCUGUGUGUGGGUGAUGCAUACCUGUGAAGAAGUGGAGGCUUAUAGCUUCCAAUGCUCGCACCCUGCUAGUGGCAAACCCGACCAUUUUGGGAUGUCAUUCACGUCAUAAUCUUACGAAUAUAAUGUGAUCUUUGGGGAACUACUCUUUCUGCGUUUCCCUACAUGUGUUUAUGGAAA